UGACCUAUGACACAACAAAAUGGUGUCCAUGCGCUAGUGACGUAUGUUCUCUGACAUUUCCAACUUCGCGAUUGAUUUAAGCGCUAUCUAAGGACACAUUCUACCCAUGUUCUCCUGUGAUAGAAUAUUUAGUUCACCUAGAAUCUUCUGACAACAAUUUGGACGACCACCUAGCCAUCUAGGCACCGUAUAGUUGACCUGAAAAAUCGUGGGCGACCGAAAAAUUUUUUUCAAGAUGGCGGACCCAGAAUUGUUGUUGGACCCAGCCAUACGAAUCUGGGUGUUCAUGCCCAUCGUCGUGAUCACAUUCCUUGUGGGCCUUAUCAGACACAACGUCAGUCUUCUGUUGCAGUCUGACAAGAAGGUGGAGCUACAGCAGGUUGCUGACAGCCAGGCUCUCAUCAGAAGCCGAUUACUGAGGGAGCAUGGGAAAUACGUCCCCCGUCAGUCUUUCCUGAUGAGAAAACAUUUCUUCAACGAGGAAGAGAGCGGCUACUUCAAGAAGCAGAAACGGAAACCAGUAAUGAAGAACCCCAUGACAGACCCGACAAUGAUGACGGACAUGCUGAAGGGAAACCUGACCAGCGUUCUUCCCAUGAUUGUCAUCGGUGGCUGGAUCAACUGGGCUUUCUCUGGGUUUCUCACAACAAAGGUGCCCUUCCCUCUGACCCUUCGGUUUAAGCCGAUGCUGCAGCGUGGCGUGGACCUGCCAUCGCUGGACGCCUCCUGGGUCAGCUCCGUGUCCUGGUACUUCCUGAACGUGUUUGGCCUGCGCAGCUUCUACACACUCAUCCUGGGGGAGAACAACGCUGCAGAUACAUCACGAGUCAUGCAGGAGCAGAUGUCUGGUGCUGCCAUGGCGAUGCCCCCUGACCCUAAUAAGGCGUUUAAGGCUGAGUGGGAAGCGCUGGAGGUGACGGACCAUCAGUGGGCGCUGGAGAAUGUCGAGGAGGAACUCAUCCGGGGAUCCAACCUGCCGCCCGAGGAGAUCUUCGUCAAGGAUAAAUUUGCAUAAAUUAUUAACAGCCUAGAGGCAUUUAACCUGGGUGCUAUCCUCAGCAGUUUGUCUGUAGUAGCUAGCAUCCACAGAGGAUGGCACCCAGGCUAAGAGGGCUUGACAUGGUCCCAUCUUAUCCUCUAACAAAAAUGAUUGUACGUGUAUCUUUCUUUUGUCCCGACAUUGUCUGCCAGAAAGACAGAUUCAUUUUGAAAAAGUCACCCAUAAGAGUUGAAGAAAACUUGAUAAGAAACACAGGAAUGUAACAUUAUAUUUGAAAGGUCAGAGCCAAAAAUGGAAGUUACAGAGAAGCAAGAGGGAUAGUAAAAAAUUGAAAUUUCUUUGUCUGUUACUUGUAUUUAAAGACUGUAAAGUGAAUGUGUUUCUGAAAAAAUGACAUGUGAAGACAUGGUAGCUGUAUUCAAUUAUUAUCAUAAUACACAUAUUAGGAACAGUGGAUAACAAGGAUAGGAACUACCGGUAAAUCUUACAUAUUGUGAAACUAGUAAUUUGACAUGUCCUUGAUGCAGUACAAACGUACAUGUGUAAGUUCCCUGUAAGGUUAAAGGAGUUGAUUGUUAUUGCCAUGUCAUCAUCACAUCUAUAUCACACACUUGACUACAAUACCAGUUGUAUAGCAAUAAAAUACAAAAACACUUUGGAAAAAAAAA
Molecule: messenger RNA, 1668 nt
Organism: Branchiostoma belcheri (Belcher's lancelet)
Lineage: Eukaryota; Metazoa; Chordata; Leptocardii; Amphioxiformes; Branchiostomatidae
Product: ER membrane protein complex subunit 3-like
Exons: 6
Coding region: 236-1015 (259 amino acids)
Biological process (GO): protein folding in endoplasmic reticulum
Cellular component (GO): EMC complex; membrane
Source: RefSeq, a predicted model, not a curated record